AUGUCCAGCACUGUUUUAAUAACUGGCGCAGCAGGGUGGCUUGGGGGACUGCUGGCUGCUGAACUCAUCAACGAUCCAAGAACUCCUGACCUCCGUUUGAUUCUGGCUGACAUUGUCGAGCCAAAUGCCCCUCCAUUAUCAAAGUCGAUUUGCAUCAAGGCGGAUCUCACCGACAAAGCUCAGUUGGAAACCCUAUUUUCCACUGAGUUUGGUAUUCCUGAUACCGUCUACUGUUUACAUGGAAUCAUGUCUCGAGGAGCCGAAGAUAAUUUUGACCUAGGCGUCAAAAUCAAUGUCGAUUCCGUUCGUCUAUUGCUUGAGGCUACGCGUUCUUACUGUGAAGCAUCUGUCAAAUUUAUAUUUACAUCUUCGCUGGCAGUAUAUGGUGGACCUCUGCCUGAUGUAGUGACGACUUCGACUAUCGCCACACCUCAAGGUUCGUAUGGCUUUGGUAAGCUCACCUCUGAGCUGUUUAUAAAUGAAUAUUCUCGCCGUGGGUGGGUGGACGGGCGUAUAGUACGUCUGCCUACGAUCCUGGUCCGCCCUGGUGCUCCAUCACUUGCGAGUUCUUCUUUCAUCUCUGCUAUCAUUCGCGAACCUCUUCACGGUGUAGAGACAGUUUGUCCCAUCGGCGACUCUAUCAACUCUCCCGAACUUUCAUUGAAGUCAUGGCUCGCUUCCCCAGAGACGACCAUUAAAAACAUCGUAACGGCAAAGCACAUUCCUGCCGAGAAGUUUCUCCCGCACACGCGCGUAAUCUGUCUUCCAGGAUUUACAGCCACUGUUAGAGACGAGCUGGAAGCUCUCUUCAAGGUCGCUGGUCAAGAUGCUUUGAACCUUGUCAAAUUCAAAGAUGACCCUGUCAACCGGCGUCUAGUAUCCUCAUGGCCUUCAGCUUUUGAUAAUUCUUACGCUCUUAGCCUAGGAUUUGCAGUAGAUGAGGGCGGUAUGGAACCCAUCGUCCAACGGUUUUGGGACAGGGUACAUGCCGUUGAUAAGUAA
This is a messenger RNA of Psilocybe cubensis, 1002 nucleotides long. RefSeq lists its product as uncharacterized. The record is from RefSeq and is a predicted model, not a curated record. The transcript has 5 exons. Lineage: Eukaryota; Fungi; Basidiomycota; Agaricomycetes; Agaricales; Agrocybaceae. Bases 1 to 1002 code for a protein of 333 amino acids.